CAUGUAUAUCGGCCAGUUGCCUGGGAAGCGAGAACACAGUGGCCGCACAUGAAUGGAAAUCUUUGUCAAUACACGACUAAUUCCACCGGAAUAUUGAGAGUCAAUGACGUAGGCCUACUAUCGAUUGAUACACAUGAUGAGUGUGACUUUCCACUGCAGUGUGCUCCAAAAAAUGUAAAACUGUGAGGUUAAUGUAAGGAUUUUCCUGCAGAAACUUGGAUACUUGUUGCGACACCUGCAACUCUGCAAGUGUAACUCAGUUCGGUUCACCUGCUACUCAGCAAGUGUAUUCGGUUCGACGCGGUAUCAAGUGGGGGAUCCGGGAGCGCUGGGCACACGGCCUCGAGUGGUGCGGUUGGUGCCUGGAAGACCGCUGUCAAGAGGAGCUUUCUAUUUGAUCUGGAACACAUAGAACAGCAGGAUGUCGGGUGGAGGAGAAUCCGUGAAGGUGGCAGUACGAGUUCGGCCCUUCAACUCCAGGGAAAAGGAAAGAGGGGCCAAACUCGUCGUAGAAAUGAAAGGAGCAACCACUAAACUUCUUUGUGGCGAUGGCUCAGGAGAGGAACCCAAAACAUUCACAUUUGAUUACUCCUACUGGUCACAUGACGGCUUCACAGAGCAGCCUGACGGCAUUCUCCUUGCCGACCCUGGCAGUAGCUAUGCAUCCCAACAGAACGUCUUCAACGAUCUCGGCCAGGGUGUCUUGGACAAUGCCUUCCAAGGUUUCAACUGUUCCCUGUUUGCCUAUGGUCAGACUGGUUCCGGCAAGUCCUACUCUAUGGUGGGCUAUGGCAAUAACAAGGGCAUUGUGCCAAUCACAUGUGACGUCCUUUUCAAGACGAUAGAAGCCAGUGACGGCAAAACGAAAUAUGAGGUCACGUUCUCCAUGCUGGAGAUCUACAAUGAGCAGGUCCGUGACCUCUUGCAAAAGGUCAACCCCAAGGGAGGCUUGCAGGUCCGACAGAACCCCAAGGAGGGCUUGUUCUAUGUCCAGGCACUCAAGAAGGUGGCUGUAGGGAGCUACAGGGAGAUUGAGAACAAGAUUGAGGAGGGUACAUCAAACCGAACGGUUGCAGCCACACAGAUGAACGCGACUAGUAGCCGCGCACAUACAGUGGUGACCAUUCAGUUUGACCAGAUCAGCAAGAAUGACGUGGGGCAGGAAACCAAGAAGACUAGUGUCAUCAACCUGGUGGAUCUAGCAGGAAGUGAGCGUGCAGACAGUACAGGUGCUACUGGAGACAGACUCAAGGAAGGAGCAAACAUCAACAAGUCCCUGUCAUCUCUUGGCAAUGUCAUCUCAGCCUUGGCUGAUCUAUCAAUGGGAAAGAAAAAAGUACUUGUUCCUUACCGUGACUCAGUGCUGACCAAACUACUGCAGAAUGCCCUCGGUGGCAACAGCAAAACUAUCAUGAUUGCUGCCCUGUCCCCGGCCGACAUUAACCACGACGAGACCCUGGGCACACUGCGCUACGCAGACCGUGCCAAGAAGAUCAAGAACAAAGCCGUGGUGAACGAGAACCCCGUGGAGAAACUCAUCCGCGAGCUGCGCGAGGAGAACGAGAGAUUGAAGAGUGCCAUGACAGGUGGAGGGAUCGUGGCGCCGGAAGGGGGCGUGAACAUGUCGCCUGAAGAGAAAGAGAAGAUGAGACAACAAAUGAUGGAGGAGAUCAAGGCCCAGCUGAUGGCCAACCAGGAGGCCAUGGAGGACUUUGACUGGGACAAAAAGCAUCAGCAACAAAUGGAGGAUGAGCCAACCCUGGAUCACAAGGCCAUCAAUCAGUCCCGCAGGAGCAAAGAGCCCCACUUUGCAAACUUGAACGAAGACAACAUGCUGAGCAAUGUGGUCUUUCACUUCUUGGGGUCCGAUGAGACGACAAUCGGACGGAAGGAUGCGGACCCACAGCCCACCAUCAUGCUGAGUGGACUCAGCAUUUCAAAGCAGCAUGCCAUCAUCACCAAUUCCGACGGCGAGAUCACCCUGCGACCCUACAGCUCCAGCUGCAAGAUCAAAGUCAACGGCGUUCCCCUGGCCGGGGCGCGGAGCCUGGAACACCUGGACCGCGUCAUGUUUGGCUCCAACCAUCUCUUUGUCUUCCACAACCCCCUGAACCCCAAGGCCGCCGAGGGCACGCCGCCGGUGGUGGAGUGGGAGUUUGCUCAGAAGGAGCUGGCCGAGGCCAGGGGGCUGAUGGCCGGCGGGAACUUGACACAAGAUCAGCAGAGGACACAGGAUCAGAUCGUUGAGCUACUCCCCAUGGUCAAUGAAGUCAAUGCAGUCAGUGAGGAGCUGGACAAACAUAAAGGCUUUGAGAUUGUGCUACUCAGUGAGGAGGCACAGGAAGGCACCAAUCGAGAGACUAAGGUGAUGGUGAAAAUGAAAGAUCUCUUGAACCAAAACAGUUGGCUGUGGGAGAGAGGAAAGUUCAUCAAUCGCAGAUAUGUCAUACAGGAGCUGUAUCAGAGAUACAUUGAUGGAGAUGAACACGUCUUAAAGAUGCCCAAGGAGGAGGACCCAUUCUGGGAGCCGCCCGAGGAUGUUCUGAUUGGCACGGCGAACGUCUUCCUUCAGAGUCUUAGCUAUUACCUGGACUUCGAUGACAAGGUUGCUGUCACUGACUUCAAGGGUAAAGAAGAAGGUUCAUUGGUUGUUUGCAUCGCACCAUGCAACCAGAACGGCCAGCCUAUAGGAGAGGAUGACUUUGUUGAUGAUCCUAAUGAGCUGCUAGGAAAACCCUACCAUUUCAAGGUCAACAUUCGCAACGGUGAGAUCCACAAGUCGCGCUUCUCCCACGGCCUGAAGGUCAAAUACAAGUGUUACAACGAGAACGAGUACACCUGGACUGAUGAGAAGAAAGAGACGCUGUCUCCUGAGUGGAAUCACAGCCGCAUCGUCUCCAUCCCUAGCACCACUGAGGAUGUCCUGAGCUACUUUGAGAACAGCAGUGUCAAGUUCAGCGUGUACGGCCGGCAGAUCGACACCGCACCAGACUCCAAGCUGACUAAGCUGACUACUAAGGAGCUACGACAGAUGGAAAACAUGCAAGACUCAGGCCGCAAGGCCCGCAUCGGUUCCAGUGCAGUAGACGCUGAUGGGCAAGAUGAGGUGGGACAGAUCAAAGGGGAGCUUCUACUGCUUAAGAGAAAGUUUGAGAGGCUGGAGAAGAAAGAACGCAGAUUGCAGGAGAUCUGCAAACAGUGGGAGCAGAAGCCAGCAGAGGAACAGCAGUUUGAGCCGUUCUACCGCUCCGUCUCAGCGGUAGCCUUCAGCACCGGUGCCAAACUCAAGACUAGGGUGCACAUGCUGAACAAAGAGGAUUCUGUCAGCGUGUUCAGUUUUGAACUUGAAGCGUCGUCGCCAAGGUCCAAACAACCAAUCAAAGAGGAGCCCGAACCUGCCCCUAAACAGAAAGACGAGGCCACGCCCCCUCCCCGCAUUGUAGAGGAGCCCAAACCGGUGCCGGCAACUAAUGGGGAGACCCCAAAGAGGGCAGAGGUGCCUAGCAAAGGCAGUCAGGAUAUGAGGCAAAUCCACGAAAAAGCCACCGGACAAAAAUCACAAGUGUGCUCUGUCAUGUAGGGCUAGCAGUUUACAUAGAAACAGGCGGUGAACGGAGCCAAGGUGGUGCAGACCAACGGCGACCAGAAAGCUCAAGGGGGUAGCAAAGCCUGUGCCAUCAUGUGAGAGGAAGGAAAGACAUUCUGACAGUGAAUGUGUGAUCAGGUCCCACAAAAUGAGUCUUUUUUUCAGAUUUGUUUUUUGUUGAUUAAAAAAUCAGUGGCAGUUAUGAAACUCAAACUCUCAGAUUUUGGAGAAAACUAAACAAAAUUUUUCGUCUUUCUAACAUGUCUAAUGAUUCUGGUACAGGCCUACCUAAGUGCAAGAUUACCCAAAUGACUCAUUUAGUAAAUCCUGGUCACAUAUUCCCACUUUACCAUUGAUUUGUGUCUGGUACCUUUUUUAAGAGAACGACAAAGAUCACUGGUGAAUUGAAUGUUUAUGAAGGGUACCAGCCUUUUUUUAGCCUUUUGAAAAAAUCUAGAUUUUUGAUUAACUGAAGUGGAAUGUUUGAUUUCUAAGAUAACUACAUUGUAGUAUCAUUGAGAAUAUUUGAAGAAUAAAAUGGAUGAACAGAUGUUUUUGUCUUAUAGUUUUGCGAAGAUGAAAUUUUUGUAUAUUUUUGGACGAAUAGAAAUUAUUGCACGCAGGUGCAUCAAAUUAUAUGGGCAAUAACAUUGAGAACAUAUUGUGUAAAUUGAUACUAGUGAUUUACUUAUAGUACGGAUUUGGAGUUAAGGAUCUAAUAAGUUAAUUGCACUGAAUAUAUAUUAGGUUUGCCCUACACCUUCGUAUUUUCCAUCUGUAAAAUAUAUUGCACUGCAUCUGUUUAAGGUGCAAAGGGUUUGUCAAGCAAAUUCUGGCCUUCUGAUGUCUGUACAAGGGUACCUUCAAUGGUAAUUACUCACCUGUAAUACCAUUGGCAAUUUUAAAAUCUCGAGAGGGCUGAAUAUGAAAUCAAUUUGAAGACAAUCAUCAUCUACCGGUAGAUGAUAAUCACCCACUAGAUUAGAACCAAAAGCUUCUGAACCAACAUUUUCACAUUUUCGCAUGAGGAUUUUGCAAUGUGCUGCGUGUAGAAUAUGGAAAUGAUGGCGAAAUUAUAGUUGCACUAUAUUCACACCAAUUGCAAUGUAUAUCAUCAGUAUUUGUUUCUGCAGAAUAGAUAGUUAUUAUUGAUUACCAUAGAUGUGUGUAUAUUUAUGCAGCUUAAAUGAAGAAAAUUUCUUUCAUGUUAAAUUGAUGUUUAUAUUUUUGCAAUCUACACAGAUAUUAGCAUUUAUUAGAAUCACUUUCAGGGUAAUGCAUAGAUAUACUUAGUGUACUAUGACAUGUAUAUGCGAACAUUUUACUUUCUCUUUUCAUGUCACAUAUUGUAAGUGCACUAUGCGGUUUAUAUUUUAUUUUUAGAAAAAAAUCUGACUUGAUUCAUAUCCUUGAUUAAAUGUGUCUGUGCCUUACUCCAUACUUGUAUUUUUUUAAUUGAUACUUGGCAGACGAAGACGACAAAAUUGAAGGUGACAAAUACAAAUAUCAGAAUUUAAACAAUUGUAGCCGGUAAUUUAAAUCUAUUUAAAAAUAUGAUUUUCUGUGUACAUGUAUACGAAAGAGCGCAAUUUCUUCAGCUAUAUUUUUUUCGAUUCAUUCUGUGAGGAGAAAAGUUGUAUGUUAUAUUAACUUCACAGCGUUUAAUUUGUACUUGGAUCUUAAAGCAAUAAUGAGAUUGAAACAAAUGGAGAGAUUUCUUGUUGCUUUCAAUUUUUAUACAACUAUUUGACUUUCUCAUUUGGAAAAAAUAAGUUAAGGUAUAUGCAGGACACUAAAAGUAAUUUCAUUACCACUAUCUUAAGAUAAUUGAAGUCUCAUUAACUCUCCUUGUGGGAAGUUUGUGUGAAACCCUUCAAAUCUCCACAGGUCAUCAGUUUCAGGUAAAGGAAUAUCACAUACAGAGAGUCACUGCACACAAAAAAACAGCACUGUGGAGAGCAGCGAAGCAGGACCGAAUCUGCCUGCAAUCUGCCUGCUUGCUGAGCCAAUUUGAAGUGUGGGCGCUCAACUCUUCGGGCGAAAGAGGUUUUAAAGGGAGUGAAGUGCAGAAGACUAGGAGGGUUAAUAAGAUUUAAAUUAUGGCAUGCAUUGUACAUGUACUUCAAAGUACCCAUUGAUCUCAUUUAUUGGCUUUUUUUUUAAAUCGUAUUUCUACUUUAAUAUUGAUGGCAGUAACGUGUGCUUUCACUUAUUUUUUACAAGCUCUAAAAUAGUUAAAUAUCUGCACAUAAAUAAGUUUAUGCCGUCCUGAAUAAAAAUCCUGAUAAUACCGUCCAUUUCUAAGUUUUCGAAAAUAUCUUUUGUAAAUAAAACACAUGAACAAAUUGAAA
Messenger RNA from Patiria miniata (bat star), 5937 nucleotides. RefSeq names its product kinesin-like protein KIF28P. Bases 422 to 3580 code for a protein of 1052 amino acids. The record is from RefSeq and is a predicted model, not a curated record. Gene Ontology annotation, molecular function: ATP hydrolysis activity; microtubule motor activity; ATP binding. The transcript is spliced from 26 exons. Gene Ontology annotation, cellular component: kinesin complex; microtubule. Gene Ontology annotation, biological process: cytoskeleton-dependent intracellular transport; microtubule-based movement. Lineage: Eukaryota; Metazoa; Echinodermata; Asteroidea; Valvatida; Asterinidae.